Anopheles gambiae (African malaria mosquito) is the source of this 1125-nucleotide messenger RNA. RefSeq lists its product as uncharacterized. The coding region runs from base 1 to 1125 and encodes 374 amino acids. The transcript is spliced from 2 exons. The record is from RefSeq and is a predicted model, not a curated record. NCBI's taxonomy places the organism in Eukaryota, Metazoa, Arthropoda, Insecta, Diptera, Culicidae.
AUGAUGCUGGCAGCGGCGGCAGCGGCGGCCGCAUCGGCAGCGCCAUCCAACAGCAACAGCAACAGUAUCAGCAACAGUAACGAGCCCCCCAACAGCUACGCCGGCGGCCACGGCACCGGCAAAAUCGGCACCACUGCUACUGCUGCUGCUGUAGCAAUCGGUGGCAGCGUGACGGCUGCUCCGAACGGUAGCAGCAGCUGCAACGGUUACGCUGCCGACGUGUCCCCGCUGAACAGUGCCGUCUCGAUUGCCACCUCCUCGUCGCCGCCGGCAUCGACCUCGUCGUCCUGCUCGCUGGUCGGCGGCACUGCCAAUCCACACCUCGUAUCGCCGUCACCUGCCGCCGUGCUGCUGGACGAGAAGCAGCAGCUGGUACUGCCGUCGUCCGUCUCGGAACCGAUGUUGGUGCCACCGUCGAUCAAGGCAGGCGCAAGCGUUGGUACGGGCCCGUCGCAUCGCUCGGUAGCGGUUGCACCUAGCGCAACGGAACCCACUGGCACCAGCACGCUGUUGGGGUCGAAAGCGCCCGUGACAACUUCCGCCACCGUUGCGAUGCCGACGCAAUCCGCAAAGCAGCAGCAACUGCGCCACACAAAGCAGCACGUGCCGCCGUCGUUAGCGUCCGCUGCUGCGACCACUUCGCGACCGUUGUCCGACGCGUUCACGAGCUCCUCCCGCAAACCGGGCGCCACGGGCACUGCACCUACGAGCACGCAUCGUAUCGCCCUGCCGGUUGGACACAAAAUUGAUGGUGCCAGCACAAACGACACGCACGUCGGCAACGUGAUGGUGGCAAAUGUUGCCGGUGGCAGUUGCAAAACGAACCCGGCUGCCGCCACGGUGGCGGUUAAUGCGCCCGGUGCCGUCGCCGCCGCCGCUGCGGCAGCCCAUCCGCCGCAGCAGAGCAUCAACCUGAACGUGAACCAUCACGUCAUCUCGACGCCGAUCGUGGUCGACUUCUCCAACAUGACGGUGAACUGUGUGCAGCUGCAGGAGGCGGCGGCCCAGCACCCGAACCCGAUCGCGGCCGCCGCCGCCGCCAUGGCGGCCGGGUAUGGGGCGGCCGCCGCUGCAGCCGCCUCCGUCCCGGCGGCGAUCGGCGCACGGCCACCGGCCGGCAAAUGA